This is a messenger RNA of Leptidea sinapis, 534 nucleotides long. Its product is annotated as pheromone-binding protein 1-like. The record is from RefSeq and is a predicted model, not a curated record. The transcript is spliced from 3 exons. NCBI's taxonomy places the organism in Eukaryota, Metazoa, Arthropoda, Insecta, Lepidoptera, Pieridae. Bases 16 to 504 code for a protein of 162 amino acids. Gene Ontology annotation, molecular function: odorant binding.
AAAGAAUCAUAGAAGAUGGUGAGGACUAGAUGUUUCAUGUUGACUGUCUUACUGUCAGUCAGUGGUAGUUAUGCUGAUCAUGAGACUUUGAAGAGCAUCACACAUAGCUUUCUGAAAGUAUUAGACGACUGUAAGCAUGAGUUAAAUCUUCCCGAAAACAUACUGGUAGACCUGUACCACUUCUGGAAGCAGGACCAAGAACUCAUGAAGAGAGACACAGGUUGCGCCAUCGCUUGCAUGAGCAAGAAACUGGAUCUAGUGGAUCCCAGUGGCAAGCUUCAUCACGGAAAUGCACAAGAGUUUGCUUUGAAACACGGAGCAGCGGCAGAAGUAGCGACGAAGCUCGUGACCAUGGUACACGAAUGUGAGAAGCAGCAUGAGGUGUUGGACGAUGUCUGUCUCAGAGCCCUGGAGAUAGCCAAGUGUUUCCGCGGAGGAAUACACGAGCUCAACUGGGCGCCUAAGAUGGAGGUCCUGGUCGGAGAAGUGUUGACUGAAGUCUGAGGAAUACCUGAUUAAAGUUAUUUCUAUCUU